This is a messenger RNA of Cajanus cajan (pigeon pea), 1825 nucleotides long. RefSeq names its product PI-PLC X domain-containing protein At5g67130. The record is from RefSeq and is a predicted model, not a curated record. Lineage: Eukaryota; Viridiplantae; Streptophyta; Magnoliopsida; Fabales; Fabaceae. Gene Ontology annotation, molecular function: phosphoric diester hydrolase activity. Gene Ontology annotation, biological process: lipid metabolic process.
AAGUAACAUGGGCAUAGAAAAGAAGAAAAUAAAAAUUUACAAAAAAAAAAGGAAAAAAGAAGAGUAAAAGACAGAUAUACCUAAUCUAAUAAGUUGUAAUGUGGAUGUAGCUUUCUCAAUCCUCACCUUCCCUCCCUCACCCUCACCCUCACCAAAUCCAUCGUCCUUUUAUACCUGUGAUGUAAGAACUUUCCUCAUCUCAUUUGCACAGUCACGCUCAAACUCAACUCACAAAGAAACACACAAAUUAUCUCUCUCGAAUCUCAACCAAAUGAAGAGGUUAGGCAUCCGUAAUUUACAAACGCAGCUUCUACUAAUCGCUAUCUGCCUCUUCACCUGUUCCUCCGGUUUAAAGAUCGGAGAAAGUUGCGGGUCAGACAACAAAUGCGACGCUGGUCUCAGCUGCCAAACAUGUCCCUCCAAUGGGAAUACCCGACCCAGAUGUUCGCGGAUACAACCUCUGAACCCCACUUCUAAGGUGAAAGGGCUACCGUUUAACCGUUAUUCGUGGCUCACCACUCAUAACUCGUAUGCUUUGGCCGGGGCGAGAUCCGCCACUGGCUCUAUCAUCAUAGCACCCAUGAACCAGGAAGACACUGUCGCUGAUCAACUCAAGAACGGCGUUAGAGGAUUUAUGUUAGAUAUGUAUGAUUUUCAAAACGACAUCUGGUUGUGUCACUCCGCUCAAGGCAAAUGUUACAACUUCACUGCAUUCCAACCUGCCAUAAACGUGCUUAAAGACAUGCGGUCAUUUCUAGAUGCAAAUCCAUCUGAAAUCAUCACCAUCUUCAUUGAGGACUACGUCACAGCUCCACAGGGCUUAACCAAGGUUUUCAAAGCUUCAGGCCUCAGCAAGUACAUGUUUCCACUGUCUCGCAUGCCCAGUAAUGGUGGUGAUUGGCCAACCGUAGAUGACAUGGUGCAGAAGAAUCAGCGUUUAGUCGUUUUUACCUCCAAGUCAUCAAAGGAAGCUUCUGAGGGCAUUGCUUAUCAGUGGAAAUACACGGUAGAAAACCAAUAUGGAGAUGAAGGCAUGAAAGCAGGUGUAUGUCCAAGCCGUGCGGAAUCACCUGCAAUGAACACAAAGUCUAGAUCGCUUGUGGUGGUAAACUAUUUUCAUUCUGCUCCAAAUCGUUCUCAGGCCUGCGCUGACAAUUCGGCUCCACUACUUAGCAUGAUGAAGACAUGUCAUGAAGCAGCCGGCAAACGUUGGCCAAAUUACAUUGCUGUUGAUUAUUACCAGAGAAAUGAUGGCGGAGGAGCAUCAGAAGCCGUUGAUGAAGCAAACGGUCAUCUCACUUGCGGGUGUGACAACAUUGCUUAUUGCAAGGCAAACGCUACGUUUGGCACUUGUGAUGUACCUCCUAUUUCUCCACCUCCACCUGCUACAGAAACCCCCUCCGAAGGCCAGCAGUCCCAAAAUAAUAAUCACGCAAACAAUGCUUAUAUUGGUAGAACAGCCGAGUUGAUGCAAUCGGUUGUGGUAAUUUUGGCUACAACAUCUCUAUUGGCAUGGUUAUAGAAUGCCAUUAGUUUAGGGGAGCUUUUAAUCAUUGAAAAUAUGUGUUGUAAUCAUAGAUUUUAUAGGCCAAUUUGAUUCCGAGUAUUGUGUGGAAUCCGAGUCAUUGUUCAUCCCACGGCGCUAUAUGGCUGUAUUGUAACUUGGUUUGUUUAAUGACUGACAUCCUCGAGAACUUAUCAAAUUCUUGUCUCGUGAAAGAGCUCCUUUCUGCUGGCAGUCGUUAUCUGUGUACGCUAUUUAUUGAAGAAUGUAGUUCCAUUAUUGCUAUUGAAUCGCCAAAUGAACAACUUCCAAAUUUGAGGA